AUGCUCCGACUGGGUGACUAUGCUGCGAGUCGCGAGCGGGAAUAUAUUGACUGUGAAGAGGAGAGACUUCGAGAACUCUGGAGUCUUUUCGGCGUCGUUCUGUUGGACAUAGGCCUUUCCCAGACUUCUAAACGUCGUUCUGUGUUGGACAUAGGCCUUUCCCAGACUUUGUCCACGUCGUUCUGUUGGACAUGGGCCUUUCCCAGUCUUUUCCACGUCGUUCUGCCUUUCCCAGACAUUUCCACGUCGUUCUGUGUUGGACAUAGGCUUUCCACAGAUAAGUCCACGUCGAUCUGUGUUGGACAAGAGGCGUUCCCAAAUCUGUGCCACCUCCGCCGCUCUUGUCGUAGUCAGGGCUUUCGUUGGACAGAAACAAGCCGCAUUAAGAAAAAGCGCUUGCAGGUUGAUUGCAGGAUUGGUCAGUGUGCGAAAUCCAGAAAAUUCGAGAAGCUAACGAUCCACUGCCAGCGCUUCGUCGACUUGAUUCCCGUUUCCUUCGUCCUCGGGUUUUACGUCAACAUCGUCAUCCAGCGUUGGUGGGACCAGUACAAGACGAUUCCUUGGCCAGAUUCCCUGUCCGUCUUCGCUUCGACUUGCAUCCAUGGCCAUGACAAACGCAGCAAGUUAAUGAGAAGGACGAUUCUGCGCUACGCCAACCUUUCCAUGCUAAUUACCUUCACCAUGAUCUCGCCGGCAGUCAAGAAGAGGUUCCCCACGAGAGAGCACCUCGUUGAGACCGGCUUCAUGACGGAGAACGAGAAGAAGAUCUUCGAUGACCUGGACGAGAAGGCGAGCCACCCCAAGUACUGGAUGCCCCUCGUGUGGGCGGGCAGCGUCGUGGCGGCGCGGAAGGAGGGCCGGAUCCGAGACGACUUCGCGGUCAAGACGCUGGUCGACGAGAUAAACAGCGUGCGUGGAAAGUGUGGGCGGCUGUUGAGUUACGAUACGAUAAGCAUACCUUUGGUGUACACGCAGGUCGUCACCUUAGCGGUCUACUCCUUCUGCCUGGGCACGGUCAUGGGCAGGCAGUUCCUGGACCCGAAGCUGCAGAUCCCAGACCACGACAUCGACUUCUACGUGCCCGUCUUCACCUACUUGCAGUUUUUCUUCUACAUGGGCUGGUUGAAGGUCGCCGAGACGCUGGUGAAUCCCUUUGGUGAAGAUGAUGACGAUUUUGAAAUCAAUUGGCUGGUGGAUAGGAAUCUGCAGGUAUCGUACCUCAUCGUGGACGAGAUGCACAGCGAGCACCCCGACCUCAUCCAGGACAUGUACUGGGACGAAAUCUUCCCCCAAGAGCUGCCCUACACCGUCGCCGCUGAACAAUUCCGGAAGGUGGCGCCGCAGGGAUCCACGUACCACAUACAAGUGCCCGACGAGGAGCAGGAUUUCUUGCCGCUGGUCGAGGAGGAGGAUGGCGAGGACGAGGCUAGUUUGCCGGUGAACGAAGAGGAAAGGGCGAGUCCCCUGAAGAAGAAAGCCUCAAGUGCCAAGUCCAUCAGGUCUCGCGUGGGUUCCGGCUUGUCCUCGAGGAAACCCUCCAUGCUGUCUAUGCUUCUGCAGCGUGUGCGGUCCGGGAGUCAAGAAAACACGAGGAGAAGAAGCACUAAAGGAUUUGGAAGCACGGUGUCAAUUCGUCAGAUGAAGAGACGACCAAGCCAGCUGAGGUCUUCGUCAAGGAUGUCGUCCUCGACCCAGAUGACCCUGCAAGGUUCCGCUUCGCCCACGAGGAAGAUCACCUUGGUUGGCGAGAACGGGACGAACCUCAACCUUUCGGACGAGUCGCUGAACUUGCUCGUGCCGCUGCCAAUGCGGGACGAAUCGGACGAGGAGGGCGGCAUCGAGAUCAACUUCAAAAGGAGAGACGAGAAUGUAAGUCAGCUACAACAACUUGGGGAAAAAACGGACUUUGUUGGGAUCUCGUGUUUUAGUAAAAAUAUCAAUGAGAUACUAACUCCAAAACGGGAGGAAAGAUUUUAUGUCUGGGCAGAAGCAAUUGACUCCGUGGAUAAUGUCCAACUUUUAGAAGAGGCCGAUGCACCACUCUUUGCAGCCAUUAAGCCUAGCAAAUCUACUGCACCUGGGGAUGAUGGACUCACUUUAUCAUCACCCGACUCCUGGCAAAGAUCAAAGGUCAAAUUCAUCCAUCAGUCUUUGGUUUCCCAAAAGGGAAAGAAACACAAAUGUGUUUAG
This is a messenger RNA of Penaeus vannamei (Pacific white shrimp), 2190 nucleotides long. NCBI's taxonomy places the organism in Eukaryota, Metazoa, Arthropoda, Malacostraca, Decapoda, Penaeidae. The record is from RefSeq and is a predicted model, not a curated record.